AUGGUACAUCUACUCAGUGGUGACCGACCUUUCUCUACAGUACAUCACCUAUUGAAGAUGCUUCUAUCCUCUCGCUCCAAACCCACUAUCCAAGACUCCGACAUGGCAGAGGACAUGGAUGAACCUCCUGAUCACCGCUUCCUCAACGCCUCUCCUAGAGCCAUGGAUGAGGGAAUCGUUUACGUCAAAUCCCCCACCAACAUGACGGAUCGAAAAGAAUCCCUUCUUACGCGCGCACUCAAGAGCAGCCCUACUGUCAGCCCAUCAGAACAACAUCCUUCUCACGAACACAAUUUCUACCGCUCAUAUACCUACGGCAACAUAAGUGGCGUUUCGACAGCUGAGCUGACUAGUGACGGCGGCCUCACAAGUCCGUCCUUGUCUCAAACCUCGAGUCCACCCCUAUCCUCGCAGCUACCUGGUAAUAAUCCACUUGUGGUGGCUAACAACAGCAAGGCAUCCGGGGCUGACAGUGGUGAGUCGGCCGUGGAAGCGAACCUUGGACGCAAGAGGUGCAUUAGCUUCGCCUGUGGCCGCAAGGAAGAAGUACAGAAACCACAACCACCAACACCUCAACGACCCAACUCUCAUGUUCAGUCUAACGACCCCGCCCCGGUAGAGCCCAAACGAAAGACUGUCCUCACCUUCGUCUGUCCGGCAAGGGUUCCUGAGUCUUGCAGGGAUCGAUCUCCUGCGCGUCGCUGCACUUUGAAAGCUCGUCCUCGUGGAUCUCCAGCCCCUCUUGCACGCAAGGCCUCCCCCGAGAAGGAUACCCGCCUGAAGAUCACCAUUCCUCAAGAACACAAGCCUGUUCCUCAGGAACAAUCAACUGCCCCUCAGAAUGAGAAGACCCCAGACACUCGAAGGGGGGUUCCCACCAGUGGCUUGGGGAAGUUUGAGAAUUCCGAAGCAACCCGAUUCCACGAGUUCGCAAGCUCCUUUGAAGAAGAUGACGAAUGGGUGACCAAGUCCUCCGAGUAUAAGGAAAAGAUCACAUUGAAUGAUUGCAUGAAGAAAGAAAAUGUCAUCAGGAAACUUGCCGAGGAAGCAGAAGAGGAGGCCCUCGAGGAAGACGAUGAAGAAGCCGAUGUUGCGGACGAUGACUCGACUGUUCACGACUUCUCUUCCGACGAAGAUGAUGGAAAUGAGUCUGAUAACGAGGCUGGGUUCGCUGACUCGGACGAGAGCGAUGAGGGCUCUGAAUACGAAUUCUGGGCUCCUGGAAGCACCACUGCUACCACUAGCCCUCAUUCUGUCGAUGUACCUCGCUUCUCGUUCGCCCGUAGAGACUCCGCCAUGUCUUUUGACUCCUUGAACGAUGACAACCAGCACCGAAAAUGGCCUCCUGCUCUUUCAGGGAGAACGACAGGUCGCCCCAUGAAGAUCCCCAAAAUGCGCCCCGGUACUCCCAACCUGCCAGAUAGCACUGAUUUUGUCUGUGGCACUCUUGAUGAGGAUCGACCUCUUGAGGCUGCCUACAAGUCCUGCAUCGAGCAACGUCGUCUCUCUAAGCAAAUCAUCAUCCCUCAGGACAUCGACCCUAGCUUCCCGACAUCUGAUCCCGAGGACAACGAUGAUGAGGAUGAGGAAAUGGAAUCAUCCACUAUUCUAGAUGAUGUCCCUCGAGGUCGGUCAGAUGGAGAACAGUCGCGCAAAAUCUCUCCUCGAGUUUCUCCCAGACGGAUGGUCUCACCUCCACCUCGUCGCCAAGGUAGAGCCUCGCCCAGACGUCUUCGCUCCCCGCCACCCCCGAUGAAGCUCAGAUUAUCCAAGAAUGACGAGCAGUCUCUCGACGCAGCUCCCGCCAUGCACCAUGGUCUCAACAUUAGUGAGUUGGUGCAGCGCCCAAUACUGACUCGCACCAAAUCAUUACCCCGCACACCCAAUCCCUUCUUUACUACAAAGGACUCUUACCGUUGGUCUGGCAUCGUACCGAUCCAGGAGUCCCACGAGCGUGACUCGUCCCGUACUCGUGAAAUUCAUACUCGAAGUGCAAUCGACAUUGUCGAGGGUCUAGAAAAGAAACGCCAGAAACGAAAGGAAAAAUUCUGGCGCCAACACUGCCGCAAAGCUGCCAAAGAGCAGAUGGAACGGCGCCCUAUUCCCGGAAAAGGAGCUGAACGGAUGAAGGAGCUUGGCCUUGAAGUGGCUGAGCGUUUCAGAGCUUACGGAGUCGUCUACGACCUUUUGUCGUCUCUUGGCUUGCUCAACAAGCACGCUAAGCUCUUGUUCCUUGGUCUCGAUAAUGCAGGGAAAACCACCCUUUUGCACAUGUUGAAGAAUGACCGUGUUGCCAUCCUUCAACCUACUGCUCACCCAACAUCGGAGGAGCUCGUCAUUGGAAACAACCGAUUCACUACCUUUGACCUCGGUGGCCAUCAGCAGGCCCGACGUCUCUGGAAAGACUAUUUCCCCGAAGUCAGCGGCAUCGUUUUCCUCGUUGACGCCAAGGACUACGAGCGAUUCCCCGAGUCCAAGGCCGAACUCGACGCCCUUCUCGCCAUGGAAGAGCUUUCCAAGGUGCCUUUCCUGGUUCUUGGAAACAAGAUCGAUCACCCGGAUGCUGUGAGCGAAGAUGAACUCCGACACCAACUGGGCCUGUACCAGACAACGGGUAAAGGUAAGGUGCCGCUUGAGGGCAUUCGGCCCAUCGAGGUGUUCAUGUGCAGUGUUGUCAUGCGACAGGGGUACGGCGAGGGUAUUAGGUGGCUGUCUCAAUAUGUCUAG
This is a messenger RNA of Aspergillus ochraceoroseus IBT 24754, 2727 nucleotides long. RefSeq lists its product as uncharacterized. NCBI's taxonomy places the organism in Eukaryota, Fungi, Ascomycota, Eurotiomycetes, Eurotiales, Aspergillaceae. The coding region runs from base 1 to 2727 and encodes 908 amino acids. The record is from RefSeq and is a predicted model, not a curated record. Gene Ontology annotation, biological process: vesicle organization; intracellular protein transport; endoplasmic reticulum to Golgi vesicle-mediated transport. Gene Ontology annotation, cellular component: endoplasmic reticulum exit site; COPII vesicle coat. The transcript is spliced from 6 exons. Gene Ontology annotation, molecular function: GTP binding; GTPase activity.